Messenger RNA from Talaromyces stipitatus ATCC 10500, 751 nucleotides. RefSeq lists its product as uncharacterized. The transcript is spliced from 3 exons. The annotation marks the transcript as partial. Gene Ontology annotation, biological process: DNA integration. Gene Ontology annotation, molecular function: nucleic acid binding. The record is from RefSeq and is a predicted model, not a curated record. Lineage: Eukaryota; Fungi; Ascomycota; Eurotiomycetes; Eurotiales; Trichocomaceae.
AUGACCUUACUCGACAGUGGAGCAACAGUUCAUAUCACCAAUAAAUGGGAUAAGCUUAUUAAUAUGCAGUUGAAUGUUCAAAUAAUCAUGGCCAGAAAAAUAGAGAUCCAAAUAUUAUGGAGCGAGCAAACAAAUAAGGACCUUUGCCAUGUCAAAUGCACUGGCAAGCUAUAUCUACUUGAAUGGAACUCAAAUAAGAAUUCUAAGACAUCCCUAUCAAAGGAGUUAGCCUUAAGUUCGUUUGACAAAAGAAUACUGAAGGAUCCCACACAGGCCACUAAGGAAGCAAACAUUACCGCAUUGUUCCAAAAAAGGAACAAGGAAGGAUUCAAGGAAAAAUGCGAAGUCUAUGCAAUUAUCAAGAUACGCAAGAAAAUCAGCAGAGUUCUAAUGACGCCACCGACAAGGCUAUUCCAAAAGUUAUUUGUGGAUAUUAUUGUCAUGAAUCUUGCAAUAAACAAGAAUUCAUAUGCAUUGCAUGCUGUUAACCCAUACACGAAGUUUCACAUCCUAAUGACAACUCGUACAAAGUCAGUCAACUUCAACCUUGAAAACAUGAUUGAAGAGAUCAAACAUACCUUCAAGACAAGGAUUGAGGAGAUCCAACUAGAUGGAGAGUCAUCGCUUAAUGGAAUUAGCUUCAGGGACUAUUCUCAAAAGAGAAAAAUCAGACUGAUUGUCACCGUGCUAGAUACACUAGAGCAAAACGGCCCAAGCGAGCGAGCUGGAGGAAUUAUCAGCAUGAAAUCUU